This is a messenger RNA of Melanotaenia boesemani (Boeseman's rainbowfish), 2782 nucleotides long. It is a transcript of the gene ferry3, whose product is annotated as chromosome 10 C12orf4 homolog. Gene Ontology annotation, biological process: regulation of mast cell degranulation. The record is from RefSeq and is a predicted model, not a curated record. NCBI's taxonomy places the organism in Eukaryota, Metazoa, Chordata, Actinopteri, Atheriniformes, Melanotaeniidae. The transcript is spliced from 14 exons. Bases 83 to 1741 code for a protein of 552 amino acids. Gene Ontology annotation, cellular component: cytoplasm.
CGGUCAGCUGACUGACCUACCGGAGUGCUGUCUGUUCAGCAGCGGAAAUAACGUUACUGCGUUUAUCCAUCCAGCUUCAAGAAUGAAGAAGAACAAAGGGAAGGCGAACAGUAUUGCUGAGAAGGAGUUUGCAUUUGAAUUCAGGGCAGGGAAACACAACUGUGUCCUCAAAGUGCCGCUUCAGUUUCCUGUGCACGUGAACAUAAGUGACCUGCAUGGACGUCUGAUGCUGCUACAUAAGAUACCCUGCUACAUAGAAAAUGAGUUAAAAGCAUCACUUGCCAGCUUCAUUGAAAAGGAGACUUCUCAGGAUUAUGACAGAGAGGCAGAGCUGGCCCUGCAGAGACUUACGACAGGGGACGUGGAUGUAAACCACCUCACCAGUGCCUGGGCCAGGUCUUAUGCCGAGACUACGCUGGAGCAUGCCCUGCCUGAAGAACCCAGCCGGGACGAGGACUUUGCUGAUGUUUACCAUGAGCUGAUCCACUCCCCUGCCUCAGAUACGCUUCUAAACCUGGAGCACAACUACUUCGUCAGCAUAUCUGAGCUCAUCAGUGAGAGAGACAUGGAGAUCAAGAAGCUACAGGAAAGGCAAACUACCGAAAUGGACCAGGUGAUGCACGAGUUGGGCAAUACACUGAGUGACCACGAUGUAAAUGCAGUGGCAUCCCAACAUUUUGAUGCACAGCAGGUCUUGGAGAACAAGUGGACCAGUGAGUUAAAGCAAGUGACUGAAAUUCAGAAGCAUGAGUAUCAAGAGUGGGUCAUAAAGCUGCAUCAGGAUCUGCAGAAAUCCAACAACAGCAGCAUAAUUAAUGAGGAGAUUAAGGUGCAGCCUAGCCAGCUGUCUGAGGCUUCAGAUUCAGGGACGAGGCUGUUUGAGGAGCAGCCCCAGCUGGAGGAGAGCUUCACCAUACACUUAGGAGCACAACUAAAGACGAUGCACAACCUGCGGCUGGUCCGUGCAGACGUGCUGGACUUCUGCAAACACAGGCGACAUGGCAGCAGCGGGGCCAAACUGCGGCGGCUGCAGACGGCCCUUUCGCUGUACUCCUCCUCACUCUGCGGACUGGUGCUGCUGGUGGACAACCGCGUCAACUCCUACAGCGGCAUCAAAAGAGACUUUGCAACUGUGGCUAAAGAGUGCACAGACUUCCAUUUUUCCUGUCUGGAGGAGCAGCUGGAGGAGGUGCAGCAGGUGGUGCUGUAUGCCAGGGCCCAGCGGAGCAGCAAGCAGAAAGAGCAACCCGAGAUCCAGAAGAACGGAGGUGAUGAUAAGAGCAAAACAGUUGAAAGAAAUCCUUCUAACAUCUUACCAGGUGAAUUUUAUAUCUCACGACACUCCAACCUCUCAGAGGUUCAUGUUGUCUUCCAUCUCUGUGUGGAUGACAACGUCCGUUUGGGUAACAUCACGGCCCGGGACCCUGCCAUCAUGGGUUUGAGAAACAUCCUGAAGGUCUGCUGCACACAUGACAUCACCACGAUUACCGUACCUCUCCUGCUGGUCCAUGACAUGUCGGAGGAGAUGACCAUACCGUGGUGUCUGAAGAGGGCUGAGCUGGUAUUUAAAUGUGUCAAAGGUUUCAUGAUGGAAAUGGCCUCGUGGGACGGAGGUAUAUCACGCACAGUCCAGUUUCUAGUGCCAAAGAGUAUCUCGGAGGAGAUGUUCUACCAGCUGAGCAACAUGCUGCCUCAGAUCUUCCGUGUCUCUUCUACAUUAACUCUCACUUCAAAGCGCUGAUGGCCUGGCAGGCACCACGUUGCAUCCUCAACCUGUGUGGAAAAUUUCAUGUUACUUUCUGGAAAAUAAGAUUAUUAGAAAAGUGUUUCUAUUAAGUAACAAAUGACUUGAUUUUCUUGCUUAAAAAACCAGUUGUGUCAUGGCAGCAUUUAAAAAUGAGGAGCAAGGCGGCCGUGGACCGGCGGAGUCAUUUUUAGCCUCGUUAUUUUCGCACCUUCCGAAGCUGCAGAGAAACAUGUCCUGCUGAAAGAGGACUGGAGUCUCUGCUUCGCCAAAGCAGCUGCUGUAAUUAUCGUUUGGAGUCUCUGGGGUGCGGCUCUGAUGACAGACUUUUAUUACAUCAGCUUCAGAUAUUCCACUUUUCCUUUAAAGUUGUAAUGUGUCACUCUGCGCGUGCUCAGGCUGCAGCACGGCAGAGCAUUUAAAGUCGAGUGUUUGAAGUUGGAAGGCAUGAAAAUACAUGACUGUUUACUUAAAGUCUGACCCAACAAACGUGGGCAGUUUGCAGCUCUGCUAAAAGAUGAAUUUCCAGAUGGAUUUGAUCUCAGGAUGUUCACUACAACAAACAUCACAGAGAAAAUUUAGUUUUGAUGUCAAAACAUCCUGUAAUGACUUCUGAUGGAUGACUGCGCUGCCGUAGUAGAGAUUUAGCUCUUUAAUCUCAUACAUAACUGGCUUCAUGUUGGGGUUGGCUCUUCUAGAAACACGUGACAUGAACUCGAUUCCUCUUUUCCUCAAGAUAAAUUCCAUGAAUCCUCAAAUGAGGGUUUUUUGGAGGGAUUUUUUAAAAAACUGCACUCAGUGUGGGCCAGUAAUGGACCCUACUCUCUACCUGCGUAACAGCAGGUGGCGCAGUUCCUAAAGACAAAGAGAUGACAAGCUCCACACGCUUUCUGAGCACUGAGAAUCAUUUCAAGCCAUUCAAAUCUGCAUCCAUCACUGUUGUUUUGUGACUUGUACAUAACCAUCGGAUGUGUUUAACACUUGGAUUUCCCUUUUGCACUUUUACAUUUUUGUUUUAAUAAAAACAUGACCACACCA